Messenger RNA from Castor canadensis (American beaver), 963 nucleotides. Its product is annotated as olfactory receptor 52M1-like. Gene Ontology annotation, cellular component: plasma membrane. Gene Ontology annotation, molecular function: G protein-coupled receptor activity; olfactory receptor activity. Lineage: Eukaryota; Metazoa; Chordata; Mammalia; Rodentia; Castoridae. The record is from RefSeq and is a predicted model, not a curated record. Gene Ontology annotation, biological process: G protein-coupled receptor signaling pathway.
ACCCCAAACAUGUUUACUUCUAAUAAUGCCUGCUUUGUUCCUACCUCUUUCUGGCUCACUGGCAUCCCAAGGCUGGAGUCCCUGCACAUCUGGCUCUCCAUACCCUUUGGCUCCAUGUACCUGGUGGCUUUGGUUGGGAAUGUCACCAUCCUGGCAGUAGUAAAGAUGGAGCGCAGCCUGCACCAACCCAUGUAUUUCUUCCUGUGCAUGUUGGCUGUCAUUGACUUAGUCCUGUCAACCUCUACCAUGCCCAAAUUGUUGGCCAUCUUCUGGUUUGGUGCCCACAACAUUGGUCUGAAUGCCUGCUUGGUCCAGAUGUUCUUCAUCCACUGCUUUGCCACUGUUGAGUCAGGCAUCUUCCUUGCGAUGGCUUUUGACCGCUAUGUUGCUAUCUGUGACCCACUACACCAUACCUCAGUGCUCACCCAUGUAGUGGUGGGUCGUUUGGGGCUGGCUGCCCUCCUCCGGGGGAUACUCUACAUUGGACCUCUUCCCCUACUAAUUCGUUUGAGGGUGCCCCUUUACCAGACCAAAGUCAUUACCCACUCUUACUGUGAGCACAUGGCUGUGGUCAAUUUAGCAUGCAGUGAUACAAGGGUCAACAACUUAUAUGGAAUGGCAAUUGGCUUCCUGGUAUUAAUCCUGGAUUCUCUAGCCAUAACUGCUUCCUAUGUAAUGAUUUUCAGGGUUGUAUUGGGAUUGACCACCCUUGACGCCAGGUUUAAAACUUUAGGUACAUGUGGUUCUCACAUCUGUGCCAUCCUCGUCUUCUAUAUCCCUAUUGUUGUUUCAUCUCUUACCCAUCGCUUUGGCCAUCAUGUUCCUCCCCAUAUCCAUAUUCUUUUGGCUAACUUUUACCUCCUCAUUCCACCUAUUCUUAACCCAGUUGUCUAUGCUGUCCGCACCAAGCAGAUUCGAGAGAGACUUCUACACAUUCUUAAAGUAGGGACUCAACCCAGCUGA